Messenger RNA from Aethina tumida (small hive beetle), 1327 nucleotides. The record is from the annotation of a RefSeq genome assembly. Lineage: Eukaryota; Metazoa; Arthropoda; Insecta; Coleoptera; Nitidulidae.
AUGAUAAGAUUAUUAUUAAGAAUAGUUUUUUUAAUACCUUUAUGUUUUAUAGGAGAAUUUUGAUUAGUUCAGUUUAUAUUUUUUAUUUAUUUUUUUAUUUUUUUAAAGAAUUUUUCUUUUAAUUAUUUUUUUAAUUAUUUAUCUUUAUUUUUAGGAUUAGAUAUACUAUCUUUUUUUUUAGUUUUAUUAAGAUUUUGAAUUUGUGCUUUAAUAGUAUUGGCAAGAGAGAAAAUUUUUAAAACUAAUGAAUAUUAUAAUUUAUUUUUAAUAGUUAUAUUAAUUUUAAUAAUUAGAUUGUAUAUUACAUUUAGAAGAAUAAAUUUAUUAAUUUUUUAUUUAUUUUUUGAAAUUAGAUUAAUUCCUACUUUAAUUUUAAUUAUUGGUUGGGGUUAUCAACCAGAGCGUGUAGAAGCAGGGAUGUACUUAUUAUUUUAUACUUUAUUAUUUUCUUUACCUAUAAUAAUUUCUAUUUUUUAUUAUUAUAGAAAUAGUUACAGAUUAGAAUUUUUUUUAUUUAAAAAUUUAGAUAUUACAUAUUUAUAUGUUUUUAUAAUUAUAAUUUUUAUAGUAAAAAUGCCUAUAUUUUUUAUUCAUCUUUGAUUACCUAAGGCCCAUGUAGAAGCUCCUGUUGCAGGGUCAAUAAUUUUAGCUGGUAUUAUAUUAAAAUUAGGAGGAUAUGGAUUAUGUCGUUUAAUAGUGAUAUUUGUAAGAGUAGGAAUAAAAUAUAAUAUUAUUUUUAUAGUAAUUUCUUUAGUUGGUGGAUUAAUUGUUUCAUUUAUCUGUAUACGUCAGAGAGAUAUAAAGUCUUUAAUUGCUUAUUCUUCAGUAGCUCAUAUAGGAAUAGUAUUAAGAGGAAUUAUAACUAUAAAUUUUUGAGGAAUAUGAGGAGCUUUAGUUAUGAUAUUAGCACAUGGGCUUUGUUCUUCAGGUUUAUUUUGUUUGGCUAAUAUUUCUUAUGAACGAUUACAUAGACGAAAUUUAUAUUUAAAUAAGGGUUUACUUAAUAUCAUACCUAGAUUAUCUUUAUGGUGAUUUUUAUUUAGAUCUUCUAAUAUAGCUGCUCCUCCUUCUUUAAAUUUAUUAGGGGAAAUUAUGUUAAUUAAUAGACUUGUAAGAUUUAGAUGAUUAACUAUGAUUUUUCUUUCUUUAAUAUCAUUUUUUAGAGCUGUUUAUUCAUUAUUUUUAUUUUCUUUUAGACAACAUGGUAAAUUAAAUUCUAGAAACUAUUCUUUUUAUAUAGGAUAUGUACGUGAAUAUUUACUAUUAUUUUUACAUUGAUUUCCUUUAAAUGUUUUAAUUUUAAAAAGAGAAUAUUUUAUUUGAAUUU